AUGGAUCUGUCCGAGAUUCCGUUUGGUGUGCCUGUCAUUCUUCAGUCUAUUCGCAAGAACCGAAAUCUGCAGAAUCCUCUCGGGUCCAAGAAAGCUCGUUGUCUAACAGACAAUCGUGACAUCUACGAGCAGCUCGUCUUGCAUCGAGUUCGCGACGACAAGAUUGCUAUCCAGUCUGGUCACAACGGCCGCUUCCUGCAAGUUUGCGUAUCUGGGGAAUGCGUGUUUGAUCCCACUGAGGUUGGCGCGUGGGAGCUCUUUACUAUGGAGACAGACUCGAGUUGCGCUCUCUACUUCGUAUCGUGCCACACUGGAAAUGUCCUCCAGUGUGACUACAAUAAUGUGGCGAAGUGUGCGAAUCAAAACCGCCAAGAUGGGAAGGCAUGGAGAAUUGUGGAGCCCCGCUUCAAUGCUACCUUUAGCGCCACGUCCUUGCUAAUAAAGUCCACCAGCUCGUCGUCAUGUGGAAAGAAAAUUCGAGCAGAAUGUGACGAGCGUUUCGAUGGUCUUGCUAGCUCGGCAUUAGCUAUUUCGGUCGCUAAGAAGUAG
Molecule: messenger RNA, 549 nt
Organism: Peronospora farinosa
Lineage: Eukaryota; Oomycota; Peronosporomycetes; Peronosporales; Peronosporaceae
Source: the annotation of a GenBank genome assembly